AUGGGGGCCCCUCCGCCAGCAGGGGAAGGGGCCACGCCCCUGAGUGCUGGGGGCCAAGGGGCCAGCUCCCCCUGCCCAGGGACGGCGCUGGGGAGGGAGAGAUCCUCGCUGCAGGCGCUGCUUCACCAGUACCACCGGGAGACCUGCGCCCGCAUCUCCUCGGCCCUGGUGCUGCUGGCGCUGGCCUUGGCCUUGGCCUUUUACCAGAUGACCUCCGGGGGCUCCUCGCGGCUGGGCGGCGCCCAGGUUCCCAGGCAGGAUGAUGGCGCCGGGCAGAUGGGGGCGCAGGAGGAGCCUGGAGACAUCCCAUCUGCGGCUCACAUGCAUGCACGGGGCGUUUACCAUCAUGCCACCCUCAUCACCAGCUCAGAGACCUGCUCCCGCCUGGGCAAGGACCUGCUGGUGGCCGGCGGGAACGUGGUGGAUGCCGGGAUCGCAGCUGCACUCUGCUUGGGGCUGGUCCACCCGCAUGCCGGGGGGCUGGGCGGCGUGUUCUCAGCCCUGCUGCACAACGCCUCGUCGGGCAGCACCGUGGCGUUGAACGCCGUCCCGCGCCGUGGCUUCUCCCCGCACUACGGGCUCCCCAUGGCCCUGCCGGGCCUGCGCCUGCUGCACCGGCACUUCGGCCGCCUGGCCUGGCCGCACCUGCUGGAGGGACCGGCUGUGCUGGCGGAGAGAGGCUUCCGCGUGGACCAGGAGCUGGCUGCGGCCCUGCAGGAGAGCGCGGGCGCGGUAAAGGCCUCAGGCCUCUGCAGCCUCUUCUGCAACGGGGCCGGCGAGCUGAAGGGCCAGGGCGCGCUGGUCACCCAUCCCCGGCUGGCGGCCCUGCUCCGGGCGGUGGCGUCAGGGGACGAGGCCCUGCCCCAGGCCCUGGCCCCGGACCUGCCCCCUGCCGAGCGGGAGCCCUUCCUGCAGGCCAUGGGGGACGUGGGGCUGGAGCUGCAGAGCCCCCUGGCCAUGCAGCUGGGCGACACCUGGCUGUAUGGAGCCCCGGCCCCUGCCGCCGGCAGCCUGCUGGCCAGCGUCCUCGAGGAGGUGCGGGCAGCCGAGCCCCGGGACGCGCCUGAUCCCUGCCUGAGGGCCCUGAGCGCGGCCUGGCGUGGCUACUCCCGGGGGCUUGGGGAGGCCGUGGGUGGGGGCCCCUCACCCCGGCCCCCUCGCCCUGCCAGGGCCCCCUCGCCUGUGGGCAGCCACCUGGCAGUGGCAGACAGCCAGGGGAACGUGCUGCUGCUCUCGGCCUCUCUCAACAGCUCCUUCGGCUCCAAAUUCCUGGCGCCCGCCUCAGGCAUCCUGCUGAGUGACCUGACAGCGCCCACAGGGCCUGGCCUGCUCUCCUGGGCCUGCCCCGUGGUGCUGAGCCUGGGGGAAGAGGGGACAGUGGUGGGGCUGGGGGCCACAGGGGGCAGUGCGGCCCCACUGGCCCUGGCCCAGGCCAUUAUAAACCAGGUGUACCUGGGGCAGCCCCUGCAGGAGGCGCUGGAGAACCCAUGGCUGCAGCUCAGGGGUGGGGGGGACGGGGCCUCCCAGGGCUGUGGGCCGGGCACCCAGUCAAAUGUGUCCAGUGGCGAGUGGGCUGGGGGGGCCCCACAGGUGGGCCCCUGGGUGCUGCAGGUGGCAUCACAGGGUGAGCAUGCACGUGCCUUUGCCGCUCCGGCCGCGUGCUGCCAUCACGAGGGGUAUUAG
This is a messenger RNA of Emys orbicularis (European pond turtle), 1683 nucleotides long. It is a transcript of the gene GGT6, whose product is annotated as gamma-glutamyltransferase 6. The coding region runs from base 1 to 1683 and encodes 560 amino acids. Gene Ontology annotation, cellular component: extracellular exosome. The transcript has 4 exons. The record is from RefSeq and is a predicted model, not a curated record. NCBI's taxonomy places the organism in Eukaryota, Metazoa, Chordata, Testudines, Emydidae.